Macrobrachium nipponense is the source of this 1136-nucleotide messenger RNA. Its product is annotated as COMM domain-containing protein 3-like. Bases 89 to 682 code for a protein of 197 amino acids. The transcript is spliced from 4 exons. The record is from RefSeq and is a predicted model, not a curated record. Gene Ontology annotation, biological process: sodium ion transport. NCBI's taxonomy places the organism in Eukaryota, Metazoa, Arthropoda, Malacostraca, Decapoda, Palaemonidae.
UAUACUUUACAACCACUCCGUUCGAACACUUGUGCACGCCUCCUUUCUAAAUCUAAAAUAUCAGCCAUCUCAAUGACAGUUCAUUGCGAUGGAGUUCUCUUUAGAAACAUCGUCUUCCUUACGUAUGUUAGGAGAUGACUCAAAAAUUGAUGAAGAGAGUUUCAAAGCUAUCCUUAGUGAAACUAUCCAAGACCUAAUGGGAAAUGUGGAUUUACCAUCCACGGCCACAGGCCUAAGUGGUACGAAUACAGCCUGUGAUGGAGGUACAAGGAACUGUUGCCAUGCAGCAUUGACAACUUUGUUGAUUGAGUUUAUAAAAGGAAGUCAUAGUAGUACUGUUUUUUCUUCUGCCCUUGAAGAUUUGAAUUGGUCAACAGAUCGAGUUGAGAAAACCGUGGCAAGUUUAGACAUGUGUCGUCCUGUGAUCCGCUCGAAAUUAGCCUCCACUGGAACAUAUCCACCUCACGUAAUCGACGUUGAUUGGAAAUUAAACUAUAGAGUGAGAAGCAGUACAGGGGAAGAAGGUGGUGGUGCCAUGUACCUCAUUACUCUUCACACUGAAGAAGCAGAUGGCCAACAAGGAAAAGUUACAUUUUCAUGUUCUUUGUCACAGCUUACCCAUCUUGUUACAAGUUUAAGACAAGCUAGCAGGUGUAUUCAAAAAUAUGCCAGUAAUAGCUGAUUAAAUAAAUGAUUAGGCAAUUAUUGUUACAACAUAUUAUUGCUCAGUCAAUCAUUGUUGGUGCUAGACUCCUCUCUUAUCUAGAAUUUUCAAGUUAAUUAAGUACCUUAAAGGCCAUUGAUUUCACUAAAGCAUUUGACAAAGAAAUUUACACACACACACAGGCAGUCCCGUGUUAUCGGCAGGGGUUCUGUUCCAAUGACUUGAUGAUGAGCAAAAAUUGCUGAUAACUGAAAAUCAGCAAUUUAUGGCGCUUAUUGCAUUGACAACCGGUUAAUUGUGCCUCUAUUAGGUAUGCAUCGGCACCUCUAUUUUCGGUGCUUGCAACUGGAAAUUGGCACAUUAUCGUGCCAAGAAUCGCCUAUUUUCCACCCUCCAAAAAAAUCAUUGAUUUUUUGGCACUAGAGAAGCUCCAUAAAACCAAAUCCCCAGUAACCAAGUCUGCCGAUAACUG